Molecule: messenger RNA, 1296 nt
Organism: Dibothriocephalus latus
Lineage: Eukaryota; Metazoa; Platyhelminthes; Cestoda; Diphyllobothriidea; Diphyllobothriidae
Source: the annotation of a GenBank genome assembly
AUGGAUUUCACGGACAGUUUUCAGCAUUCUAUCGCUGGAAAGGCAUUUCUUACAUUUGAUGAGUUUCAAAAAGAACUGGAAGCCUUUACCGAGGUAAGUACCUGUAUUAUUAAUACAUUUUGGCAGGAAAGUGGCAGUCAAUUUAUUUUGAAGAAGCGACUUAGACACAACCUGGGGCAUUCCAUGAGAGAUGUUCAUCAAUAUCGUUACGCACAUUUUGUUUGUGCCUAUGCCUUCUCAACUGACUGCGAAGCUUUCUUUACCAUUGCCUCAAAAAGCUCGUGUCUACGCGUCGUUCAGUUCUUCAUGGCUCAUAACCAUGCGGUCAUAUAUAACCCUGCUUUCCGACAGCGCGACCCCAAUGACGAGGAUGGAUAUGAAGUUCGUUGUGAUCUCUCCAAGGAAUUCGAGAGUUCAUUUCCUGCGAAGCAUUUCGGAACUUAUGAAGAAUUCGAAGAACAAUUAAAAAAAUUUCAAGCAAAAACUCAAAGUAUUUACAUUAAACGCAACGCAUGUCGGUGGCCUGCCGACGCGCCAGAAAAACAACACUUGGUUUACCGAAGACUUAAAAUUGAAUGUGUACACUAUGGGCAGAGAAAAAGAAACAAACCCAAUAAACCUAAUAUAAAGUUCCCGACCUUCGACGAUUUCGCUAGUCGACUUGAGGAAUUCCAGAGGGAGACUGGAUGCUUUUACAGCCGGCGAUCCACAGUUGUAUGGCCUUCUGAUGCCUAUGGCAAGGAACAUCUGAAGUACAAGUUUGUAAUAUACGACUGUGUGCACUAUGGAAGCACACGAAGUACGAAAAGGUGUCGAAGAACUAAAAGAAACAAUGGCUUCUGUUUUAAAAACAAAGUGGGUUGUAGGUCCUCAAUGAGAAUUUCGUCUGCCAAAGGUUAUGUAGAGAUUCUGUCAUAUGAGAUGCGUCACAAUCAUCCGCCUUCAUUAGAAGCUUCAGGAGAGUACCAACCACAUAGUUGGCUCCUGUCUGGCAUCAGUAUCAAUGAGGAGGAGGGUCUGGUUGUGAAAAGGCGCCGGAGGGCGAAGAAUCGAUACAACGAGAGACAACCCAAGGCGGAAACUUCACACGUCUUGUCAGACCCUAAUGUCGAAUUGAUUAGACCGCAGUUGGAAAAACUGCGGGAAUUGGCAUUGUCCGCGAGCACGGACAGAUUCCACGCUUUCGUGGCUCAACUGUCCGACUUUGAAUCUGAGUGGAAAGCACGACUUAAUUUUCGCAGUCGACAAGGCCAGUAUUUUAACUGCACCGACGUUCCUGCUGUUGAGGAGACAUAG